Ahaetulla prasina is the source of this 6558-nucleotide messenger RNA. It is a transcript of the gene ALPK2, whose product is annotated as alpha kinase 2. The transcript has 7 exons. The coding region runs from base 172 to 4812 and encodes 1546 amino acids. The record is from RefSeq and is a predicted model, not a curated record. Gene Ontology annotation, biological process: protein phosphorylation. Gene Ontology annotation, molecular function: ATP binding; protein serine/threonine kinase activity. NCBI's taxonomy places the organism in Eukaryota, Metazoa, Chordata, Lepidosauria, Squamata, Colubridae.
UCCAGCUGAAGACAGCCUGAACAUAAAACCCAUUCUCUGAUAUUCUCAGAACCAGAAUCCGUUGGACUAUGAAUGAAGAAAAUCAUAGGAGCAACAGUCUUCUAUAAAUGAGACACUUUUCCUACAAUAGAAAAUCAUUAUAAAAAUGCUAAUUGCUUGAAGAGGGAAAAAAUGGAAAUUAACAAUGUAUCCUCUCUGAAGAAAAAUGACAGUUUUAUUCUGAGCACAACCCAAAGUGUCUCUGGUCUUUUUAUUUAUGAUGUGGUUGAAGAAUGUUGGAAUUCUAUCGAAGGCAAGGUAGAUGGAUCUGACAGCUCACAAGUAGAUUCCAUGCUAGCAAGUCAGAUUUAUGAGCGCACGGACAGCUGUUGCUUUAAUGCUAAAGUCUUAACUGCUUGUCAAACAACCGAAUAUGCCAAGACAUGUGAAAAGGGUAGCCUCAGCAAAGUUUUGAAAAAGGACAUGCUGUCUAAGAGUCACACAAGGGUUCCUCUAGAAGAUAAGUUCUACUUAGCAGAGAAUUCCACUUUUACGGCGGAUAGUGGCCUUGACCUUGACCUGGAUGGAAACUUUAUUGAAGCCACUGAGGUUUUUCAGAAUGAUUUCCUUGAAGAUACUGAAUGUUCUGAUGUGAUGAAGGAGGAGAUCUAUGAGGACUGGGAAGCAAAGCUGAAGUUUCUGUUGGAAAGUGAUGAGGAGGAGGAGCUAAUCCCGAGUACCGAUUGUGAUGCGUGUUCUUACUUCCUCAGUGAAAUGCCUCGUCUGUUUCAAGUAUCAGAUGACACUAUGCCUAUGGAGACCACCAUUGGCUUCAGUAGACAUCCGUCAAAGUCCAAAGAGGUAGCUGUCAGGAGCAACUUGACGGCGUGCAGACCAUCAACUUUGCAAACAGGAAUGACACUGACUGUUGGGCAACAGCAGAGUAUGAAUCUUGGUAUGAAAACCAAAGAAAAGCAGAAACAACCGGUUAUAAUUAAAAAUAAUUACUCCAGAACAGGAGAAGAAAAUCGUAGCAACAGUUGCUCAAGUUGUCAUGUUUCUGCUCUUAGAUCACAAGGCGUAGAAAAUGGAACUUCAGCAAUGAAAUCACCUUCACGACGCUUAGAUGUUUCUUCAGCGACAGCAGGCAAACAAGAUACUGCAGAAUGCAGAAACUUCUCAGGGGAAAUCAAGUCUCAGCGAGUAAUGCAGGUGGGAAAGAAAACGAUGCGAGGGAAGUCCGGGCUGCCCCAUUCCGCAGAAGAUUCUUUAAAGGCGCUACCCACUAAACCGCUUCACAAAUCCAAACUUCAUACAAUUCAGAGGGAAACAAAUCAUCUAGGUUCAGCCACUUCGCUUCACAGACAAGGAAAGACCACCUUGGGGUUAACCAAUGUUGCAGACAACGAUACUUUAUUUUGUGGUCAAGGAAGCGAGCAAAGGGACCGAUUGGUAGGCGAAUGGAUUACUGGCCCAUCAGAAGAAAGCCAAGCAGCAGAGGAAAGUGCUAUGCCGAAGAUAGAGCAACAAGAAAUCAAUGCUGAAACAUCAGCGUCAAUCAGCAACAAUCAGGAACUAUUUACAACAGAUCCUACAGUGGAUGAGAGGCUUGUUCUCGCGCCUUCUCAUGGGGUUGCUGAAAAUUCUGUUUUGCCAAAGGUCCACAGGAAAACUGGAUUUCAGAUGGGUGACGUCACUUUGGAAAACUCUGUAGCUCUCGAUGGAAGGGGUAGAACUCAGGAGGCUGAAGAGCAGAAGCCAGGCUGGGAUCAAACUCCUCAUCUCCCAAUGGUGGGUAACAGGACAAGCUGUGAUGGGCCCGAUGCCUUAUGUGAUAUUCCGGUGUCCAUGCUUGAUGUACCAAUGGAAGAGACACGUGCAGGAAAAGCCCAUGAGCUCAACAGAAUAAACAUACUCUGUGACAUUCCUAGGACUCAACAUCCAUCCGAAGAAAAUUUCCAGAGCAUCCUGGAAUCUACAGAACUUAAGGACAGAGAUGCUGGUUUAUCAACAAUGUGUGAACUUUCCCAGAGACUACUUUAUGAGAAUGGUGACUGGGAUGAUGACUUCAGUUGCACCAGCAGGGAGGUUAAGAGGGUAGCAGCUGAGACUGCUAGUGCCAAGGAGGUCAGAGGACUUAACAUUACUGCAGAUGUAAGUGGUGGGCAGCUUGUGCCAGAAAAUUUAACAGAAGAUAAUCAGCAUGUCUCAGAAUUGACAACAGAGAUGCAAGGCCUUACUGAUUUUAGUUUGCUAAAAACAGAUGAAACAUAUAGCCAUCCAUCCAAGGUCAAUUCCAUGACGCUACCUGUGGAACCAGUUUCCAUAGAUCUGGGCUCUGUUUAUCAACGUAAAAGAGAAAAGCCAUCUGCUUACUUUAUAAGGAGCGAUCUCCAAAAGAGAAAAUAUCCAAAUAAGCAGUGUGAAGCCCAGCAUGAUAAUCACGGAUCCAUCCAGAAGUCUGUUGAUCACGAAGACACAGUUUUGACUGAAAAGGCUUUCCAGCGUUGUGAACAAGAACCUACAUAUAGAUUUGUAGACGUUCCAGAUGAUCCUUUAGAACCAGGCCAAGAAUUUUUAUUAAAACAGCUGCCUAAUAAUCAUGGCCAGUUCUCUUACACUGAACAGAAUGUGAAUUGGGACAGUGGCCACAUAGCAAAGCAAGCUAAUGAGAUACCUUUGAAAGAACAUCAAAGUCCUGCAAAUCGGUCAAGAAUAAAUGAUUGUCCAUUGAAAGAAGAUUCCUCUAGAAAUUUCUGUGGAAAAAUUAUGGCUCCAUUAAUAAGUAGAAAACAAACUUCUGUUACGGCAAUCAAUAGAAGUGCCAAGCAAGAAAAUCAGGGAAAAGAAAGUAAGUCAGAACUGAAUGCAAAAAGAGACAGGAGUUGUGGUAUUUAUCACGAUAAAAGUAACAAUAGAAAUUUUAAGGCUGUAUCUGAUGCACAGAAUCACAUCUACCGCAUUCCAGAGUCUAAUUCGCUAAUGGCUACUGAGCCUAAAAAUGAUUGGCAAGCAUUAGAGACAACGAGCCAGGAAAACAUUAUAGAAAGAAAUGCAUUGAGACCCAUAUUCACAGCAUCAUACAAAGUUAGAUUUUUCACUGAGGUGCUGUUAGAAAUUAACAAAAGUGUUAAAACCAAUGCGAGCCAAAAGUGCACAGACUGUGUUGCAAGCGUGAAACCAACUCUCCUGGAGUCCCAAAAUUCCCAACAAUUAGUAUCGGAGAAAAAUUCUCUUCCUGCAAAACAUUUGGAUGAGAGCAUGAAAAACUUAGGCUCGGAUCUGGCGUGCUCUCCAUCUGAAAUGAAUACAACAGUGGGUUCGAACACUGUGCAGUCUUCAACUAUUACCAGCAAUGAGGAUUAUGGCAUAGAUCAAAAGACUCAGAAUGGCAGGACAGGCAAUUUAACAGUGCCUGGUCAGGAUAUAAGUAACCAAAAAAGAGCAUCAGAAAGUUGCAAUGCAGAUAUACUGAUGUUAUCUGAACAUGUUGGGCAAACUGAGUCCAUCCGGUCUCAAAUGGACAGUAGCAUGGAUGCAAAGGCAAUGACGUCACAGCAAGAUACGUGCAAAGGGACAGAAGAGAACCAACAUGAAGGAAUAAUGCAAUCCGAGAAAGAAAAUGACAUGCUUGUGGCACCUGAUUUUGAGGAAGCUGAAAUAGAGCUUUAUAUGAGAGCUCUACUUGGUUCAGAACAGGGGCCUCCUGUUAUGGUGAGUCAUGGUGAGUAUCAAAAAAGGGAAAGACAAAGUCAGAGCAAAAUUAUGCCAGAUGAAAUGGACACCAAGGAAACCGAAAAGCUGGUUGAAGAUGACUUGGAGGAAGUUGAAGUGGAGCCCUACAUGAGGGCGCUCCUUGAUUCAGAACCAAUGUACUCUUGGCAUGAAUACCCAGACUGUAUGCCUCCAUUCAUGGAAUUUUGCAAUGAGCAAGCUGCUGUUUUGGUAGGGCGAUUAAAGACUGGAUGUACAGUUACAAUUACUGACCCCAAUCAAAGCAGAGCCUUCUCAGAUGGCGAGAGACAAAAUUCAUCUGGGCGUGGAAUGGGGAUUUUAGAGAGGCCCUUGCCUUCUGCUUCGGAGGACAACCACCAUUCUGAAAAAGCAUUACCACUGGCUCAAACUGAGCCAUGCACAUUAGGAACAAAUGAGGGAGAUAUUUCUGCAUUAGAAAAUGAGAGGACAAUAUCACUAGAAGCUUUGGAAAUCUCCAAGCCAUUGUCCCCUCACAAAAGUGCUGAGGCCAUGAAGAAUGGGCAUGAAAUAACAAACAACAUGAUGCCCAAGGUGCCCAAGAAAACACAUCUUGAAACAAAAGAAAGUAUCUGUAAUGAUGCCAGCUGGAGAACAGAGGCUGAUUUAGCUUCAAGGGAAGAGAAGAGAGAAGAACAGAAAAUGCUACGACAAAAGGACAACAGAGCACCCAGACUGCUGAGGAAAAUCCAUGCAGAAUUGUUUCCUGAUUUCUCUGGAAAUGUCAAAUUAUGUUGCCAGUUUGGAGAAAUUCAUUCAGAUUCCACCAUUACCUGGACAAAAGAUUCUAAGCUUCUUGCUCGAGUUCACAGAAGUGCAAGCGAUGAUCUUCCAGUUUCUCUGGCAAUAGUUCAAGCUGGGAAAAAAGACCAAGGCCUGUAUCAUUGCUGCCUGAAGAAUAUAUAUGGAAAAGCCAUUUCAGAAUUUAACCUAACCUCUGAAGUUUUGGAACAUCUGUCCAUACUUCAGGAUGUUGAAGUCAGAGCUGAAGAAACUUCUUGGAUGAGAAGCAAAACGUCUUUAAAAAAAACCAAGAAAGUCCAGUUGCCUCCUGGAAAAGCACCUUUGGGACAACCAUGACCUGGAUGACUGAGAGAGUCUACAGACUUUCUGUCUGUCCAAAGAAAAAAAAGCAAAGAAUUAUGUUAUGAAAAGUUUUCCUCAUAUGUCCUUGAUUCUUUAAUCACAUCAGUAUGUGGACUACAGUGUUUGUGCUAAACAUAGAUAAUGCUUUGGCCAACAGGUUUUGUCAAUGCCGUACAUAACGUGUUACUCAACUUUUGCUCAUUCAAUCAACCAAAUGGUGACUUGUCCUGACUCCUUAAGAAGCAGGAUUAAUUGUUCCAUUCCUUUUAAAACAGGUGCAUGGCUUUUCAUUUACUAACUGCAAAUGUUUCCUUGUGUACAUUCAGUCUUGAGAUGUGAUCCAUGUUGAGUGCUCUUAAAAGGGAAUUUGGUGUAGCAAUAGUAUGUAAGUUAAAGAGAAGAUGACUCUUUUAGCACAACGAGAUAGUUGCAAGUAAUAAUCACUGUUGAUUAUGGUCCCUUUUAAGUUCUCGGAAGCAAGGAGUCAUAGGGGGUAGAAAUGAUACGUCUUUUGGAGAAGACUUAUUCUUCAACUUUAUAGCUGUCCUUGACUCAAAAUAUGAGGAAUUUUGGCCGGUUCCCUAUCACAUUUCAGAGAGAUGUUCAGAGGGGAUUCUGGGUCCCUCAAAACAGAGCUAUGCAGGUUGAUAGCCCAUGGAUAUAUAACAUCAGAUUAACAGAGUUCGAAGGGACCUUAUAGGUCAUCUAGUCCAACUCCCCGCUCAAGCAGGAGACCCUACACCAUUUCUGGCAAAUGGCAGUCCAAUCUUUUCUUGAAAGUCUCAAGUGAUGAAGCUCCCACAACUUCCGAAGGCAACUUCUGUUCCAUUGGUUGAUUGUUCUCACUGUCAAAAAGUUCCUCCUCAUUUCUAGGUUGAAUCUCUCCUUGGUCAGUUUCCAUCCAUAAUUCCUUGUCUGGCCUUCGUGUGCUUUGGAAAAUAUCUUGACUGCCUCCUCUCUGUGGCAGCUCCUCAAAUACUGGAACACUAGAGUCUCAACAUCUUUUUUAUAGUGUGGUGACCAAAACUGGAUGCAAUAUUCUAGGUAUGGUCUUACUAAGGCUUUAUAGAGUGGUAUUAGUACCUCUAUAAGUACCACUAUAAGAGGAGGUAUCAUAGCAUUUGAGAAACUAGAAAUUGGUAUUCUUCUUAAUAUAAUAAAUGUUUCCACACAUUUAUUUGGUGAAUUUAAAUAUCUACACAUUGCAUUUGGGGAGUUCGGGUGCACAUGCUUUGGGUACUUGGUCCAGAAAAGGUUAGCCAUCAGUGGCCUAAACUGUUAAUCAAAGCUUAAUAAUUCAGGGUCCUCUACUCCAGUUUAUACUGAACUCUAGAAGGCAGGGAGACUGAGAAGGAAGAAAAGGAUUUGGAGAACUUAUGGAAAGACAACUAUGAGGGAAGGUUAGAAUUCUCGUCCAUCUAACUGAGUGACAGCUUUAUUUAUACAGGUAGUUCUUGUUUAGUGACCACAAUUGGGACUGGCCACUUCACUAUUAAGACUAAUUUCUAAGUGAAACUGCAACUGUACUUGUGAUCUUACUGGAUCUUUCACUUACUUCAUCGACCUCUGACGGUUAUAGAUACAAGGAAUGCCCUUAAAGUUACCUUUUCCCCAGCAUCGCAACUGCAAAUGAUUGUUAAAGAAAGCAGUCAGUAUAUGAGUGCUAUCUCUAUAUCCUUAGUGCCAGGGAAGGCAAGGAUGGGUAGCUCUGACCUACACUGCAAUAUUAAAGGAACAUGA